GAUGUCCCGUACUAGUAAAAAAGCGGUUUGUGCAAUAGGUACGCAAUAGAUUGAAGAAAUUGUCCAUAAAUACCGCCGAGUAGUGCAUGUAUGAUAUCCUGUAUACUGUGGUCUGUUGGUGCAACAUUUUAAGCUGCUGUUUAUGUGAUUUGCAUGUAGAGAAGAUGUGAAAGUUGCCAUGGCGGAAGGACCAAGCGAACCCGGAAGUGUUGUUGAUGGUGGCGCGAGUGUCUCCAUGGAGAGGGAGCAGGCACAGGCGAACUUCGAAGAACAAAACGAUGAGAUUCUUGCCCUGGAGUCGAUUCUUGAACAAAAUGUUACUUUAAGGAGCAGACAUCAGGAAGAAGAAGAAGAUAGUAGGUUUGCCUUCAAGGUUGCUGUUCCUGUAGACUUGCCCAGGAGACAGCUGGAGGUACAGCUGUGGCUGCCUGGGGACAGCGAUGUGAAGGAGGCUGAGGCAGCUGCUGUCUGUUCUUCAUCAUCAUCCAGCAGACCAGAAUUCAACAGGUCCAUGUCAGGUCGACGUUGGCAUGCAUCAUUCAAUGUCUCCCACCUGCCUCCCUUGACCCUUGACCUGACCCUUCCUCCGACCUACCCCAGCCAUGACCCGCCCUGCUUUGUCAUCAGCUGCCUGUGGUUGGACAGAACUAAGCUGAGCACGCUCUGUAAACAGCUGGAUGCACUAUGGGAAGAGUCUAAGGGACUGCCCAUCAUCUAUACUUGGGUGGAUUGGCUACAGAGUAGUACUAUCCAAUUCCUGGGUUUGGAUGACUACAUCAUACUGAUGCCCGUGAGCAUGAGGUUUGAUGGAGCAGCCACACCUGAGGAGAAGCAGAAUUUCCUGAGUGAUCCACGAGUCUUGUCUGAGCAAGCUGACCCAGUACAGUGUCUUCAAGAAAUACUCAGGUUCAAUUAUGCAAAGGAGUUUGAGGCCUUCCAAAGGAACACACAGGAGUGUGGGAUCUGUUUUGACUCGAAGCUGGGGGCUGAGUUUUUCCUGAUGAGUGAGUGCCGACACUUCUUCUGCCAGGAAUGCGUUGCUGGGUACUGCCAGAUCCACGUGAAGGAUGGGACAGUUCAUCAGAUCAGCUGCCCAGAUGAGGGAUGCGAUGGCAGCCUGCCCCCAGAUGUGAUCAGACAGGUGUUGGGAGAAGAGGAGUACCAGCGAUGGGAGAGUCUUCUUCUACAGAAAACAUUAGACACGAUGGAUGACGUUGUGUGGUGCCCCAGAUGUAACAACGUGGUGAUCAGAGAUGCUGACCAGGACAGCAAGCUUGCACAGUGUGGCUCCUGUCUGUUCUGUUUCUGUACCUCCUGUGGGGAUGCCUGGCACCAGUCCAGAGAAUGCAGGUCUGUAGAAGACAAGCUGCAGGAUCUCACCAAGCAACUUUUAGGUGACAAGGCAGGAGAGGUUUUAGAAGGGACGGAGGAAGAAAUCAUUGCUGCUGCUAAAAAUGUCCGUGACCCAAAAGAGUUUCAGAGAAAGGCCCAGCUCCUCAGCAGGUUGCGCGCAGAAAGGCUUUCCAAAUCCACCAUCACUAAAACCACCAAACGUUGUCCCCAAUGCAAGACAAACAUUGAGAAGAGUGAGGGGUGUAACAAGAUGACGUGUUCCAAGUGUGGAACAUACUUCUGUUGGCUGUGCUGCAAGAAAAUCAAUGGUUACGACCACUUUGGAUCAAAGUGUGUUUUGUUCCAAGUGAACGUGCCUCCUGCUGUUUUUAACAGGGUACCAGAACGGGAAGUUCCUGAGGGAAUGAGGAGACUACAGGAAGCCCUUGACAGGGACCCUGAGGCAAUCCACCGAGUCAAGAACUGCCCAAACUGUCGACAACGUAACCUGAAGACUGGAACUAAUAAUCACCUCAAGUGCUGGUCCUGCCGUGCUAACAUCUGUUACCAGUGUUUGACCAAGAUUACUGGACCAGUCACUUCACACUUUAUCCCACCAAACCCCUGCAAGCAACACAGCUAACACUGUGACCAAGGAAAUUAUAAUGACCAGUACAUGCUGCUGUUUGUGCAUGAGCAGUUGUAUAUUAUAAUAUGCAAUGCCAGAUUGUGCUUUAUUACUGACAAUCUUUUAGCUGGGUCAAACAUAGGAUGGAAGAUGUAUCAUAGCAUACUUAUUAGAUGAAUUGUUACCUGAAGUUUUAUGUGAUAUGACAAAGUUACACGAGUUAACGAUUGAUUUAUGGAAAAUUAGCAGGAUCUUUGAUUUUAUAUGAUAUUUAUCAUGUUCUCUGUAUAUCAGUUUGUGCUGAGGUCUGCCAUUAUAUGUCUGUAGCCAACCGCUGUGCCCCCUCCCAUCCACAACCCUAAUCUCCAAGCAGAUAUUCCUGACUGUGCAAGACGGCAUCCUGGGCUGAAACAUCCAACCGACAACUUUUUUGUUUCAGCCCAUGGAUACCAUCUUGCCAUCAGAAAACCUGCUUGAAUAGUACCACAACUAUCUCAGCAAUGUAUCGCUGUAUUGUCCUUUUUCAAGUUACCACUUGGCUAACUCUUUUCUUCUUUCCAGCUGGAUUCCAGGUCAUAGUUACCCUGGAUAUGAUAUGGCUUCACUUUUAUCAUAGUGGAGUAAGUGUAACUUUGGCACUGAUAAAUAUCAUUCUUACAAUGAGCGACACGUCAUACAGAAUUGAUUCCCAUAUUGUACCUUUAUUUCAUCACCAAAAAAAUCUCAAUCACCUUCUUACAGAAGUGUCAUAAUCUUUCCUGCUAUUAAAAUACCUUUGAAAAAGUAGGUUUCAUGCA
This is a messenger RNA of Branchiostoma floridae (Florida lancelet), 2757 nucleotides long. RefSeq names its product E3 ubiquitin-protein ligase RNF14-like. The record is from RefSeq and is a predicted model, not a curated record. The transcript has 13 exons. Gene Ontology annotation, molecular function: zinc ion binding; protein binding. Lineage: Eukaryota; Metazoa; Chordata; Leptocardii; Amphioxiformes; Branchiostomatidae. The coding region runs from base 179 to 1975 and encodes 598 amino acids.